Molecule: messenger RNA, 1419 nt
Organism: Trematosphaeria pertusa
Lineage: Eukaryota; Fungi; Ascomycota; Dothideomycetes; Pleosporales; Trematosphaeriaceae
Product: acid protease
Exons: 3
Coding region: 1-1419 (472 amino acids)
Biological process (GO): proteolysis
Molecular function (GO): aspartic-type endopeptidase activity
Source: RefSeq, a predicted model, not a curated record
AUGAAGCUGCGCGCGACCAUUGCGCGUUUCCUGUCCGUAGCCUCGCUCGCGAUGGUGGGGACCGUGGCUAGCGAUAUUGGCGACUUCGUGCCGCAGGCGGAGGGCGCUACAGGUGGUGUCGUUGUGCUUUCAGUAACCAGACGCGGGAUCCUUUUUGACAAUGCUACCUUCCAUAUGGUCAAUAUCACCAUCGGAGGCAACUCCCAGUCCGCUAUCCUCUCUCUAGACACAUCGACGUCGUCCAUGUAUGUGAACUCCGACUGUGAAAUCGAUUUCCCUGUGGCCGAUUAUAUGUGCCGAAAGUACCCUAAGUACGACCCUGGUGCUUCGGAUACGUCUGAGCUGCUGAACCCUCCCCGAGAUCGUACUCCUGCGAAGUACGCAGACAACGUUAAGAUUGGGAACCUCACGCUCGAGAAGUAUGACUUCUUCGUGAGAACAGCUACCGAGUCUACGCAACUUACUGGACGUUUGGGCCUGGCCCACAACAAGGACUCGAUUGCGUCAGACCUCGUGGCCAGAGGCGUGAUAAAUAGCAACGCUUUCGGCUUCAAUCCUGGCCUGAUGAACAAAACAGGGUCGCUCAUCUUUGGUGGUAUCGACACCAAGAAAUACAGGUGCCAUUUGGAAAGGUUCCAGCACCCAGUGCUUGAUAAAGAUAGUCGUGACCGGAUCCUCCUUGGUGUGGAGAUGACGGGUGCUAGUUUGACAUUACCUGGUAUGCCCUACAAAGCGUUCGACUCAGCAUCAGUGAACCCCUACAAUUAUACAUAUCCGAGGGGCAUCCCCUACGUAACUCGCAGCGAGACGGUCUUCAGCGCAUUUCCCGCACGGCUAUUCCACGCGAUCGGAAAGUCGAUCCCGGGCGCGCAGUACGAACAAGACGCUUUUUCAGAACAGGGCAAAUCCACUACGGUUGAUAACACCACGUUCUCGCGUGUCGGCUAUUCCGUACCCUGUUCUCCAAGCCUCGAGGGCACUAUCUCCUUCACCUUCGGCCAGACGACCCAUAUCUCGGUGCCUCUGUCCAGCUUCGUUGUUCAGCAGACUAGAACGCUGUGCCUUCUCGCGAUGACGGCAACGAACCCCGAAGACUUGGACACUUAUGCAAUUGGAUCUGUCAUCUUAGAUGAUGCAUACAUGGCCUUUGAUUGGGCCAAUUACGCCAUAUGGUUCGGCGAGCUAGACGAUUGCGGCUCUAACAUUGUUCCUGUUGAUAAGGGCAAGGACGCUUUUCCUGUCAUGGAUGGAUGCAACUGCCCUAAGACUGAGCAUCCGCAGGAUCCCAAGGACGAUCCCAAAGACGAGCCCAAGAAGGACCAAAAGAAAGGAGUGGCUGCUCCGUCCACCGCCUAUCUGUCCCCGUCAUCUCUUGCCCUAGUAGCUCUGCUCAUAGCAGCAGUCACGCUGCUCGAUUAA